Messenger RNA from Nematolebias whitei (Rio pearlfish), 1389 nucleotides. Its product is annotated as gastrula zinc finger protein XlCGF28.1-like. Lineage: Eukaryota; Metazoa; Chordata; Actinopteri; Cyprinodontiformes; Rivulidae. Gene Ontology annotation, biological process: regulation of transcription by RNA polymerase II. The record is from RefSeq and is a predicted model, not a curated record. The coding region runs from base 1 to 1389 and encodes 462 amino acids. Gene Ontology annotation, molecular function: RNA polymerase II cis-regulatory region sequence-specific DNA binding; DNA-binding transcription factor activity, RNA polymerase II-specific. The transcript is spliced from 2 exons.
AUGUCUUCGGUUGUUCUUCUGAGAGAGUUCAUCGGUGAAAGACUGAGCGCUGCUGCCUCAGAAAUCUUCUCCGAGUUUGAGAAGACGAUCCUGCGGUACGAAGAAGAGCUCGACCGUCAGCGCAGACUGCUGGAUGUCAGCUGGAAACCUGAGCUGAAGCUGCACAGAGUCGACCAACAAGAGGAAUCAGUCCAGGAGACAGAGCUGACCCUCCCAGACCUACAGCUCUGCAGCCAGGAGACGAACUCCACUCUGGAUCAGGAGGAACCAGAUUCAGAACCUCAUCUGAUAAAAGAAGACCAGGAGGAGCCAGAAUCCAAACACGUUAAGGAAGAAGAGGAGGAACUCUGCACCGAUCAGGAGGAAGGUCAGCUCCACCUCAAGCAGGAGACUGACCUGUUAAUGGUGUCUGCUUUGACCGAGGGAAGUGAAUCAGAACCGGACAGGGACCAGCCUCAGAGUUCUGCUGGACUUAUCUCAUCUGAGAGAUCGUUUUACUGCCCAAUUUGUGGCGAAACGUUUUCUGGGGAGUCCUUUCUCCUGGAACACAUGAAGGUCCACAUGGCAGGAGGCCCAAACUCUGGCAAAGGGCAGCACUGCUGUCCGCUCUGUGGCGCCACGUUCACAGCUCGUAAUAGUUUAGUCGUCCACAUGAGAAGCCACAUGGGCGCGAAGCCAUUUUCAUGCACAUUCUGUAGAAAGAAGUUUAGCUCCAGCAGUAACUGUGAAAUCCACAUGAGAAACCACAUGGAUCGGAACCUUCUCUGUAAAGUCUGCGGGGAGAUGUUCACUCGUAAGGACAGGCUCAGGUUUCACAUGAAAAUCCACACAAACAAAGACCUGAACUCUGACCACUGCUGUCCCACCUGCAGCAAGACGUUCUCCUCCAGGAAGAGUUUGGUCGUCCACAUGAGCAGUCACACGGGCGAGAAGCCGUUUUCAUGCACGUUUUGUAGAAAGACGUUCAGCUGCGAUAAGAAAUGCAGAAUUCACAUGAGAGUCCACGAGCGCCGUUAUCUGUUUUCUUGCAAAGUCUGUGAGGAAACGUUUACUCAGGACGAGCUCCGAGGUCACAUGAAGACUCACAUGGGCGAGGACCUGAACUCUGACUACGGUUGUCCCACCUGCGGCAAAGUGUUGUCCUCCAGCAGCAGCUUAGCCGUCCACAUGAGGAGUCACACGGGUGAGAAACCCUUCUCCUGCAAAGUCUGCAGAAAAUCGUUCAGCACUAAAGGAAACUGCGUAAGCCACAUGAGGCUCCACACGGGAGAGAAGCCGUAUUCUUGCCAGACGUGUGGUAAAAGUUUCACUUACAGCUCACAACUUAAAUCUCACGUAAAAGUCCAUGAGGUGGACACAGCUGGUCCUCCGUUCUGCAACGACUCUUAG